Molecule: messenger RNA, 1305 nt
Organism: Meriones unguiculatus (Mongolian gerbil)
Lineage: Eukaryota; Metazoa; Chordata; Mammalia; Rodentia; Muridae
Gene: Ms4a13
Product: membrane spanning 4-domains A13
Exons: 7
Coding region: 260-784 (174 amino acids)
Biological process (GO): cell surface receptor signaling pathway
Cellular component (GO): plasma membrane
Source: RefSeq, a predicted model, not a curated record
GCCCCUGACAACCCGGGAGGCCUGAGGAGCUUGACCACCAGCUGGGCGCUAGACUCUGCGCUGCUGCCUCUAAUGGCUCUGCAGUCAGGUCUAGCGCUGAGAGCACCAUCCACCUUGAUCUGUCUCUUCAGCCUGUACCUGGGCCUGAUAGAGUGAAACUAGAUCCUUGGGCCUGGGGACAAGUGAAAUGUGAGAAGUCUGAUAAUAAAGAUAUCACCGAAGAUCAGAAACAAAAUCAACCAGAGGAAAUUCUGAAAGUAUGGGAUGUGGAGAGUCAAAAAUAUCUACAGCAAAUACUAUCGUUUUAGGGGUUAUCCAGAUUAUGAUUGGCACCUAUCAUGUACUCAUGUGGUAUUUCCUAUUGCUGUUGUACAUGGGACAGAUUAAAGGAGUGUUUGGGACUUAUGAACCUUUAACUUACAAAAUGGGAACUUCCUUAUGGGGAAUUACUUUUGUCUUUUCAGGAGCCGCCACAGUAAAAUCGGCAAAACAUCGGAGUAGAUAUAUGCUUGUCUGUGCCCUGUCCCUGAACAUACUUUGCGUAAUUGUUACGAUCAUUGCCGCCAGCCUGACAAUAGCGGAACUGGCUUAUUUCCGGUCUGUGUCAUAUAGGAAUUAUGGACAAGCAAAGCUGGGGAGGGAAGUGUCCCGUGUCUUGUUGUUCUCCUACCCCCUGGAAUUUGGGAUCGCCCUCACAUACGCAAUCUGCAGCUGUUCGUAUUUGGGAAGAAGACGACAGGAAAGUAUAGAAACUGUUACUGACAUCAUAGAAAGCAGCCUCUGAAAGCUGAAGAAGACAUGAGCAACUUUCAUGGCUGCUGACACCUGAUGUAGGUGCCAAUGAUCUUUCUAUGUAACAAGGCCACUGCACAACCCAUACAUUUUGUGCGAAAGGAAAAUCACAGCAGGUUGAAAGUCACCCCUUGGUAUUUAAGGAGUGUUUACACACAUAUCUUCUAGGUUCCAGAGGGGAAAGCUUUUCCUAUGUAAGUAUGAUACUAUCACAAGAAAACAUUUGCUAACUAGCCACUCUGAAGAACUGUCAACUCUCCCCAGCAGAUCAUCCGCAGCCGACCAUAAAACCCACCUGUAACCUGUAGAGCGCAGGCUAUAAAAUUUGGAGCAUAAUCCGUAAUUCAGAGGAAGACUUUAAUUUCUGUCCCUGUGAAAGUACAUUCCACACUCUGCAUUCUUCUGCUUCAGCUAGCUUCUACCUCCACACAGCAAGGAUCCAAGGUCACCAACUGAGUGCCUUUAUUGUCCCAUGACUUUUCCUGUCCUCAUUAAAGUUCCUUUCUGCCCUGC